UAGGGAAUUGCAUCCAAAAUCAUAAAUCAAGAAAAAGUGUGUGAAUAAAGUCUCGCGGAUAGGAGUAGGACUAGGGAACCGAAAUGGGGAGGAACUAAACGGCCCCUUGUUGAACUGAGCUCAAAAAGGGGGAAGAAUGUUGAAUGUUCUUCAUCUUUGCAGUAGCCGUUGCCACAAAAGAACAAAAAACCCUGGAAAAGCAAGAGAUCCCCACACUCCACUCCAAUUCAACACUACUGCUCUUAGAUCGGCCAAACUGUGCCAAAUUAAUGCUCUGCUUUAGUUCUACUUCUCCAACCAAACCCUCUCACCUCGCUGUAUCCUAUCAUCUAUGGGGCAAGUCGGGAAAAUGAAUGCGGAUCUCCAGAAGAAGAAGAAGAGUAAGAAUGAGAUAGACAGAAGCUCUGAAAAGAGAAGCCCGUUGCUAGAUUGUAAUAAAAACCCCAAGUUCUCUUCCAAAAACACCAACCUUCCUUCUUCUUUUUCCUCUCAUUCUUCCGUUGAGGCUUCAAAAUUUUCUCCCCGUUUUCUACUCUCUUCCAGCAACUCUUCUUCCGCCUCCUCUUCACAGAAACGGCCCGCAUCCUUUCUCAGAGAAAAGAGUGCAAAUCCGAAGUCGGGUUGUUCUAAAGAGAACAUUUUCCCAAGACCCACUUCACAAACGCCCAAAAAGAGCGCUCCUUCCACAACCCAACGGCAGUCCGGGAGGAAAACCAUAUCCAGAGCUUCCAAAAAACCCAUGCUUCCCGCCGAUCUGGUCAUUUCUGGGAAGAACUCAAGAUCUGGGUCUCAAAAGAUUGCUGCGAAAAAUGAGGAUUCGAAGACGUCUUGGGAAAUCGGAAAUGGUUCAGGUAAGCAUCCAAACCAUCUUAUUCCUGUUGGGAAAUUAUUCUCCGGGCCGGGUUUAGAUUGUGCUAACUCCGGUGGAGAUCUGGUACACGAAUCAAGUAAAAAUGCCGUUAAGACUCCACCUAUUGAACCCUCAGUGUCCCCUGAGAUUCCAUAUGGGCUAUCUUCUGCGAGGCCGGAUUCAGCCACUACCCCUUGCUAUGGCGCCGGCCAUGUUCUCUCAGGGGUAGCAGAUAAACGAAAAUGCAGGCCAAGAGGGGUUCUGACUGUAGGUCCUGCCCUAGAUUUACUCUCAUCCAAGUCUGGUAAAUCUAAUGAGAAUAACAAAAAGUCAAGAAGUUCUUUUGUUCCUUUACCUGUUGAGGCCUCAAUGUGCUGGAUGUCAUCUCCCUCGGGUGAAGGAGACCGUGACGUCAUCACUAAUAAGACCAAGAGCAGUUCAGAGAUCACCCAAUUUUGUGGGUUAAUGGGCUGUCUUCAUCUUGAUGGGCAGUUCUCAUUGACUUCUCCCCAUACCAUGCCAAGCUGUAAAGAUGCUCUCUUGCAUCUAUCAACAAAAUGUUCUUGCAGCUUUUCAAUUGACAACUCUCCAAAUUCAACAAGCACUUUAAGUUGUGGUAAUGUCAUUCAGACCCCCAACUCGGAUUCGAGUUCGGGCAGACAUUUCGGGACAUCUCUAUUUAAUAUGGGCGAAGAACAUAACCUUGGAAGAUUGCAAUAUGAAGCUUUUGGCAAAUCAAGCUUUUCUCUUCACGAACAGAUAGAAGUUAGUAACUCUACCACGACUUUCAGUUUUGUAGGCAUCACCCCCACACAUAAAAAACUUGAAGACACUUCUGCAUCGUGGCAUUCAGAUUCCUCAAGUGGAAAUGAAUCUGAGUCUACCAUGAGAGUAUCAUGGAAGGAUGUAUUGGAUGGGUUGGAUGAAGAAAACCACAAUGUGGUUUGCACGAAUGAUCAGACAAAGCCAAAUCAGAGUUUUGAAGGCAGUGACUAUGAAUACAAUGAUCAUGUGAUGAAAAAGAUGCUUAAAGAUCCCAAAUUUCUUGAGCAGGAACCUUUUUUCGUUUAUAAGAACGGGAAAGAAAAUGUAUCAAUAUUACCACAAAGAAGACCUGUUUCAUCUUGUGCAGAGUCCAUUAUCACUGAUGGAGGGGGAUUAGUUUCUUCAGCAGAUUCAGAUUGGAAUCUCUGCUGCAAUGAUCAGAUCUUUCGGCCGUAGUUGUUACUAGUAUCGCACGGUUCACGACACAUAUCAUGCUAUAUAGAUGCAUACCUGUACUAUUAGAGUAUUACUACUAUUAGAAUUGGAAAGGAAUCUGGUGUGCCUUAUGGAGCAACUUCCAUCAGGAUGGAUUUAAUUUCAUUCCCUCACUCCCUCAGUUAACUUAAAUUUUAAGUACUUGUUAUUAUUUCCAAACUUUUGGGCAAUUUCAUCGUGCAGUAGGCAUGAAUUUUGCUCUUUAAGUCUAAGUAUUCUACUCCGUAUUAAAAUGCUUUUGGAUCACAUUAUACUAUUCAUGAUUUCACAAUUAUGGUUUAACUUUGCUUCAUGCUUUGUAUGGAGAAUAUGUUAG
Messenger RNA from Cuscuta europaea, 2426 nucleotides. The record is from the annotation of a GenBank genome assembly. NCBI's taxonomy places the organism in Eukaryota, Viridiplantae, Streptophyta, Magnoliopsida, Solanales, Convolvulaceae.